This is a messenger RNA of Talpa occidentalis (Iberian mole), 5988 nucleotides long. RefSeq names its product EP300 interacting inhibitor of differentiation 3 (gene EID3). The transcript has a single exon. Lineage: Eukaryota; Metazoa; Chordata; Mammalia; Eulipotyphla; Talpidae. The record is from RefSeq and is a predicted model, not a curated record. Bases 100 to 1227 code for a protein of 375 amino acids. Gene Ontology annotation, cellular component: Smc5-Smc6 complex; nucleus. Gene Ontology annotation, biological process: DNA repair.
GCGCAUGCGCUCGGCGCCCGGCGUUCUAACGGACGUCGUCUCUGUCCGCCGUUGGGGGAGACGUUGCGUGGCCGCGCGCCGGUUACCUCAGCUCCUCCGAUGGCCGACGGGUCUGACGAGAAGGAGUCCCUGAGGGGAGGCGUCGAGCGAAGAGAGGAGCUGGUCGUGACCUCGCGGGGCAGCGCGUCCUCCGUGAAGCUGGCCGAGGAGGAGGAGGAGGAGCCCAUGAAGGUGGAGGUGGCCGUGGGGGACGACGGCUGCUCCGAGGACCUCAGCGCCGAGGAGGUGGAGCUGGACCCCGCCCUCCUCGGCCCCGCGGACAACGAGGAGAAAUGCCGGACGAUCCGCAAGCAGUACCGGCAGCUCAUCUACAGCGUCCAGCAGCACCGCGACGACAUCGUCAACACGGCGAGCGACACCCUGACGGAAGCCCUCGAGGAGGCCAACGCCCUGUUCGACGGCGUGAGCCGCACGCGGGAGGCCGCCCUCGACGCCCAGUUCCUGGUGUUGGCCUCCGAUCUGGGCAAGGAGAAGGCCAAGCAGCUCAACUGCGACGUGAGCUUCUUCAACCAGGUCGCCUUCUGUGACUUCCUGUUCCUCUUCGUGGGCCUCAACUGGAUGGAAGAUGGCGAGCCCGGGGACCUGGGCGGCUACGACGAGCACGUGGCGCGCUCCUUCUGGGCGGCGCUGCAGCGGGAGGCCGCCUCCUGCACGCUGCAGGCCGAGCCGUUCCGCUUCCUCUUUGGCUCGUUCAAGACGGAGCGGGCGGCCCCCAGGCCCCGACUGGAGCCCCAGAGGCGGGUUCGCAAGAUGGAGGAACGGGGGGACAUGCCGACGAAGCUCAGGAAGCUGGACCUGAGCAGCAACCAAGAAGCCACCGAGAAGGAAGUGGAGAGAAUCCUGGGGUUGUUGCAGAUGUACUUUCAGAAGUACCCGGACACGCCCGUGUCGUAUUUUGAGUUUGUGAUUGAUCCCAAAUCUUUCUCGCGUACUGUGGAGAACAUCUUUUACGUGUCGUUCAUCAUCAGGGAUGGCUUUGCGAGGAUACGGCUGGACCAGGACAGGCUGCCCAUCCUGGAGCCCACCAGCACCAGCCAGAUGGGCGAAGGGAAUGACCUCGGCUACCUGGGCAGGAAGCAAGGGGUUAUAUCUUUGAGUUUGCAGGACUGGAAGAAUAUUGUGGCCACUUUUGAAAUUUCGGAGGCCAUGAUCACAAACUCCUACUGAAGAUGUUGCUCGUCGUGUAGGAUGUGUUCUGUGGUUUUUCUAAAGGAACGCCAGGCGAAGAGUAAAAUCCCCGCAGCAGCAUCGGUUGUCUCUCUUGUCAAGUGAAAAAGUAGUGUCAGCGACUUCAGGAAUUGUGCCAGUGUAUUUCUUGCUGCUUUAUAAAGUUGUCAUGGUCUUCUGAUAUUAAAAAAAAUUCACCAGUGUUAAUUGGGAAAUUUUUUGUCUGCCCUUGAAGACCAUGUAAAUAAAAAUCAGUUCUGAAUUUAAGUUAAAAGGUAUUUGAUAAUGCUCAAAACACGUGGUCUGUUGCAUUGUUUCCUAUCCCAGGGAACCAAGGGGAGUCCAUCUAGGACUCCUAAACAUGUUGGGGGAGAAUGGGUUAAAAAAAAACAGUCAGGCUAUCCUUAGGGUAGUGAAUAUUCAGUAUUGUUACAAAAAAAACCCUGUUGCAGUGCGAACUCGGUAAGAUGGUUGAGUGGAUAGCCAUAUUCUGAGCAACCCCUCUGGACUCAACAAAAGCAGGUAGAGUAUCUCCACCGCAGUAGGUGAGGCAGCAGCUAAGUGCUGCCAGGUGAGUAGGAAGUGACCAUUGGUAGGAAGUGGCCAUAGGCAUUCUUGGCCGGGCAGCAUGGGGCCACACACCUGAACUUAUGAAAAGUUCACUGCAGCAAAGAACAUUUACUGGGAAACUGUCACAUUUGAAUGUUAAACCUGGCAAGAGUUGAAGUACCUUGUAUUUAGCUGUGGAAGAUAUUUUUUUCAGGUAAUUUCAAACAACAUUAUCUGUUUACUACCUGUAUUUACUUGGUUGCUUUCUUCCAGGACUUCUGGUUUUCCUUGGUAGGUUUUGCUAGUACAGUGUGUCCUUCAGGAUCAGUGAUGCUCAUUAUUUAACAGCCUCAGGUAUUGUCAGCUUAAUCUUGCAUUUCUUAGCAAGGCUUUUUUUAUAAGUGCUGGAAACGGUACCCUUUUAAAAUGAAACAUGAUUUAUCCAAAUAUUCUUCACUAUAAAGCCAUGCACCUUUUUUUUCUUUCCUUUGUUGCUUGUGAUUGUUUUAAGUAUAAAGUACAACUUUAUUUGGAGGUUACUUUUGAAAAUUUGGAUCAUUAAAAUGAUCUUUGAAGGUGCAGUGAGCAUGCUUGUAAGCUGCCUUUCUUAAUCCCCCUAGGGACUAAAUCCUUGGUUGUGGUGGGAUCUUGCUGGUGAGCAUGAUUUGACAGAUGGCUCUGUUCUACAUGGGAACAACAACACACUCUCCUCCUAAAUCUAGUGUGGUACAGGGAAGGGAACCCAAAUACUAAAUGACAUCAAGAUUGAGAGGAAACAUCUAACAUAUUUGUGGGGAAAGUUCUUUACCAGGUUUUUCACAAAAAUAGGAAUUUCUCAUGAAAUUUGACCAAUUACUGUCUAGUCACUCCUUUCCCUUAUGUGAAAAAAUGCUCACCCUUACCGACAUGUCUGUGCUUUGACUUAGCAGUCAUAGAAAUGUCAUUUGAUCUUGCUGAUAUGCUCUACCAAGUCCAUUGGGUGUUCUAGAGAUUGGCUUUUUGAGGACACCCUUUUAAAAAAAUAAUUACCCAGCAGGUUUUUUUUUAAAGAUUUUAUUUAUGCAUACAAGAACUGGGGUGUAGGCCAGAGGUGGGGGUGUGUGUGAAAGGAUUUACCAGAGACAGUGUGGGGAGCAGAACAGGAGGACCUACUGUUGUGAAAUCCACUGCUGAGGGGAGCAGCGGGCAAGCAGGAGUGGUCUGCUGCGCCAUGUAGGUUAGCUUCCUGGCUGGGGAUGGAAAUCAUGCCAUAGUGGCUGGUGUGGUGUCAUUUUUUUUUUUUUAGAUUUAUUUAUGCAUACAAGAACUGGGGUACAGGCCAGAGUUUUGGGGGGGGUUGAGAGGACUCACCAGAGACAGAGCGGGGAAUAGAACAGGCAGAUCGACCGAAAUACACUCUUGAAGGGAGCAGCGGGCGAGUCAGGAGAGGUCUGCUGUGCCAUGUGAGUCACCUCCCUGGCCGGGGAUCGAACUUGUGCUGUAGUGGCUGUGGUGAGUUUCACAGGUUGUGUCUUAACACCUUGAGCUACCAGGGAGGCCCCUGGUGAUGUCUUGAUACUGCUGAGACUUUAACCUCCGCCCCACUAGGGAGACUGAAGAGACACUCUUAAUAACAAAACCCACCAAAUUGCUCUAGCAUAUGCCAAGUGUCCUUAGUUGGGAGCAUUUAAAACAGUGGUAACUAAAAGCAUUAAUGGGGAAUGUGGACGUUGGAGGGGAGGUAGUGUUUUGGUUGUAGCUGUUAAGGCAAGCACUUGUUUCUAUUUUUGCUGGUGGUCAUGACACCUGGGUCACCUCAUCACUUUGAAAGUAAAGCAGCUGCUGACCUGGAAGAAAACAGUUGACCAUAAUAGAUAAUUUGCUUUGAGGGACUAGGUAUGAACCAAACUGCAGAUCUGUUUCCCACUAAUGUUAGGAUGACUGAAAUUGCACAAGUAAAGUAAAAUCAGCUGAACUUUAGGAGACCUACAGAAAUUUAUUAAAACUAGAAUCUUUUUAUAUAAUAGAACCACUUUAUGAUCAAAAAGAUACGGGUUUAGAUCUGACUCACAUUUUAGUCCAAGAUACUUGGGUAAAUUACUGACCCUCUGGUUUUUGAGUUGCUAGGUGGCAGUAGUACCUCUUAAAUUUACUAUAAGGAUAAACUUUGAAGACAUAUGGGACAAGUUCUUUGAGAAAUGAAUUUCCGAGUAUGGUAUGGUGAGAAAAAGCAGAAGAUCUUGAAUCAUUCAGACCUGGACUGAAUUCUAGACUCAUGGGCAAGUCUGUUAACACUCUAAGGAGCUUUACGUUGUCCCUUAUGAGGUGGGAAUGAUAACUGCCUGGAAGACUAUUAUGAGGAUUAAAUACAGUGAUAACAUGAAAAAAUCUAGAACAGACUGUGGGCACUUACUGUGGCAGACUCCUGUUAGUGCCCUAAUCUCUAGAUUUGGAUCAAAGUCCAUGCUGUCACCUUCCAUGGUGACAUCUGUGUCAGGGUUCAUUCACUUUACAUAAAAUGACUAACUCAUAUGCUUGCUUUUGCUCUGGGGAAUCCACUGGAGUUGGCACUCAGCAACCAUUUUUAGUGCCCACUGCUUUAGGCACUUGAGAGGCCCUGCUCCAGGCACUUGGGAAGAGAAGUGAUCACGAAUUGCUCAUCUCUCAUGGAAUUUAUCUGAGUGGGCAUAUUAUCCUUCAGUUCAGGAGGCUGGAAGUCUGAAGUUGGUUUCUCUGGGCAAAAUCAAAGGGUCAGCGGGACUGGCUCUUGCUGAGUAUGAGGGGAGGAUCUAUUUUCUUGCCUUAGCUUUGGUAGGCCACCUGCAUUCUUUGAUUCACAGUUCCCUCCUCCAUUUUCAAGUAAAAGAUACUGUCUUUUACUGCAGUGUCUCUCUUGCGCUUCCCUCUUGUAAGGAUGCUUGUGAGCACAUCGGACCCUUUGGCAUAGCUUUGGGAAGUCUUCCCACCCCUAAUCCUUAAACUACAUCUCCCUUUUAUGUAAGAUGAUGAAUUUGCACUUUCUAGGGAUUUGGAUUUCCACAUUGAUAGUGACGGCUUUGAAGAACAACUGGUUGGAUAGCGGUUGAGGUGGUACUGUCAGGGCUAUAAGAAAACGUUCCUGGGAGAGGUGGCUUGAAUGGAAUCUGUUUGCCUGAACACUACUUUAUAUGGCUUUAGAUGGUUUAGGUGCUCAGUUGUUAAGAUGUAGAUAAUCAUGGACAGUCAGCUUCCUUGAUUCUCUCUGCUUCCUUGAGCAGGUAGGUGACUCUCUGAUUUGCACCCACCUUUGAUAUUACUAUUUGGUGUCUUUCGCCUAGCAACAUCUAUCAUCAAUGACUCAGUUUCCCUAGGAGUUGGCAAAUUAUUUUCUGCAGAAAUCCACAUAGUAAAUAUUUUAAGCAUGUGGGCCAUAUGGCCUUGGUUCAAACUUAUCAACUGUGCUGUUGUUUCAAAAACAACAAUGUUGAGACAAAUGAGCAUGACUAUAACUCUCUGGAUACUGAAACUUGAAUUUCAUAUAAUUUUUAAAUAUCAAGUAUUGCUCUUGAUAUUUCGCCCCCCCCAACCCCCCUAUUUAAAAAAAUCUAAGUAUCCUUAGCUUAGGGAUGGUAUAAAAAAAAAAAACAAACCAACCAAAAGCCAGAUCCACUGGACAUAGUCCCUAGGCUAUAGCGCCAACUUAUGUCAUAGGCUUUUUUUUUUUCUCAUGGAUGAGAAAAGUGAAGCCCAGGUUCUCAGUGUACAUACAUAACAGAGUUGGAACUAGCCUGCCAUCCAUGUCUUACUCACAAAAUAUUUUUGAGCACAUGCAUGGAAAGUUAGCAUUGGGGAUGCAGAGAUGAAAGGCAAGGUCCUGGUCACUGCAGAGUUGCUGGGAUUGUGUGAUGGCACCAGUGGGGUCUCAGAGUGUUCAGCUCACUCUCUGGUCACUGAAGAUUUGCAGCUAAAGAAGGACAUGAAGGGGCUUCAGGGUGGAACAGCUUGUGCUGUGUUCCUACAAAAUGUGUUAGUGGGAACUGUAGGAAAGAAAAGGAGAAGGUUGUUGGGGAACUCUGGAAAGACUUCGUAGAAAAGAAGACGUUAUGUUCAGGUCCUAGAAUGUUGAUUAAAAAAAAGUCCCCUAACCCUUAAAGGAAUGCUUUAGAAAGGGUGAUGUGUUUGUGUACAUAAAGAUAACAUAAGUCCAGUCUGCCUCUCCUCAGUAAUAAAAAAUACUUUAAAUUUUCAGGUUUA